AUGGUUGUCGUAAAUAACCCGAACAAUUGGCAUUGGACCGAUAAGAACUGUAUAACGUGGGCACGUGAAUACUUUCAAGAAAGAUUGACUGGAUUAAACACAGGUGAUGCUCAAGAUAAGUUAUAUUCGGAGAUCAACAAUGUCACGUCCAUUGAUGGUGAUUGUGAAGUGAACCAACGUAAGGGGAAAGUUAUUUCCUUAUUUGAUUUGAAUAUGGUUUUGUCCAUUAAGGGUCAUGUGGAUUCAGAUUCAUUUGAAGGUAGUAUCAGUGUUCCGGAAGUGGCAUUUGAUUCGGAACGUGAUGAUUAUCAGUUUGAAAUUUCCAUCUAUAAGGAAACUAGCAAAUUGAAUGAGAUAAAGCCUAAGAUUAGAGAGGUAUUAGUGCCUCAAUUAAGAGAUGUGUUUGCUCAAUUUGGCAAAGAUUUACUGAUCGAGAACGGUAACGAUAUCUUAACUUCGAAGGAUAAGGUGAAUUCUAAAUAUACUCAAGCUAACCAAGAGUUAAGUUUUGCAUCCAAGACAGCUGACACGAAAAAGACGGUUCCUGUGACAAAGGGGUCGUCAUCCACUCCUGGGCCAUCCGGAACAUCGACAUCAACAUCGUCAUUCUCCAACGGCGGUGGAAACAUGGCAUCUAUGCAUCUGGAGCCUGCCUUUAAUGUUCCAGCCAUUGAAUUAUACAAGACGUUCCUGGAGAAACAAAGGAUUAUGGCGUGGAGUAGAUCCGUGCUCAUAUACCCUGAAGGUGAAAAGGGUUCGUCAUCUGGUGAACUAAGUAUUGGUGAAAAAUUUGAAUUGUUUGGCGGUAACGUGACGAGUGAACUAAUUGAGAAGAGCGAAGGUGUCAAGCUUGUUUUCAACUGGAGGUUGAAUGAUUGGCGCAAGGGCAACGUUUCACGCUUACAAAUGGAGUUCCAUGAGUCCAAAGAAUACCAUGAGACCAAGAUGCAAGUAACGUGGACGGGGAUUCCUAUUGGCGAAGAGGACCGUGUGCGUGGUAACUUUGAAGAGUACUACGUGAGGUCGAUCAAGCUGACCUUUGGGUUCGGCGCUGUGUUGUAG
Molecule: messenger RNA, 1062 nt
Organism: Naumovozyma castellii
Lineage: Eukaryota; Fungi; Ascomycota; Saccharomycetes; Saccharomycetales; Saccharomycetaceae
Gene: AHA1
Product: Aha1p
Exons: 1
Coding region: 1-1062 (353 amino acids)
Source: RefSeq, a predicted model, not a curated record